AUGAAUGCGAACAGAAAGUGGAAUCCUGACAAGGACGACUGGCCCAAGAGGUCGAUUACCUAUGGCCAGUUGAAAUAUCGACUGGACAACCGCGCCGAGAAGAAGGGACCUCCGGUCGUACUCCACAACACCCAAGACAUAGGAACUGAAGAGUUCCCGGAGCCGGUAACUCACUGGAUAGAGAACUGGGCUGGUCGUUCCAGCGAAGUCUCCCUGAAUGUGAUCAAAGGCACCGAGAAGCUUUGCAGGGAGGAGGCUAAGGACAUUGGUUUCACCUGUGUCAUCAUCAGAUCAGGCAUCCAUACAAAAACGAAUCAGUACAACGAGGAUGGAACCGUCCUGACAGAAUUCAACGCCAAGAGCGGCAUGUACCAGAACGUUGUGGCGGACGACGACCCACAUAUUACCGUCUAUAUGGGGUUCGGUUUAGACGAAUUAGUUGUCCAGGGACACAUCUAUAUUGUGUGGGAUGAGAAAGCCCUGUUCAACAUGCGCCUUGUCAAAGACCCCCAGCGAGAGCGCAAGAUUGUUCUCGAGGGACGGGAAAAGGUUGCCUCGGAGUAUUGGCUUAUCUGA
Molecule: messenger RNA, 576 nt
Organism: Neurospora crassa OR74A
Lineage: Eukaryota; Fungi; Ascomycota; Sordariomycetes; Sordariales; Sordariaceae
Exons: 1
Coding region: 1-576 (191 amino acids)
Source: RefSeq, a predicted model, not a curated record